GAGUCAGUGACCUGCUCCCGUGGCCGCUUGUACUUUAUUAUUUUAUUUUAUAUACUAUAUAGAACCGUCACCCUCCCUCUCUCUUCCACCACAUCCAGUUCAAAUUUCAAAAUCCUUCUCCGACCCACGCCGACGCCGCAGCCAUGAGGAAGGCGAGAGCGGCGGCCGCCCCCAAGCCGAAGCCGAAGGCGAGGCCCAGGGCGGCGCCGAAGCCCAAGGGGACGCCGAGCCCCGCCUCCCUGCUCUCCGGCGGCUCCUCGCCGUCCGCCGCCGGCACGCCGCCGUCGCCCGCCGCCGACCUCAGCUUCCUCUCGCCCUCGCUCUCGCCGGAGAAGCCCAGGACCAGGGGCUCCCCGUCCCCGAUCGCCUCCCCCGCGGCGGCCUCCCCGCUCGCCGCCCCCGCUGCCCUGUCCACGAUCGGCGACCUGCGGAGCCUCGCCGCGUCCCACCUCGACUCCCUCAAGCGCCGCAUCGACGCGAUCCACGGCGACUCCGUCCGGGACCUCGAGGCGUCCCACUCCCGCCUCUCCAAGCGCGUCAAGAUGCAGACGCAUGGCUGCGUGCAGCUGGCGGAGGAGGCGGACAAGGAGCACAGGAAGGUGGCCGACAAGAUUGCCGAGCGCGCCGAGGUGGUGAAGAACUCGUACAAGAAGUUCGUGGCUGAGGUGCAGGCAUCUACAUCUCGUGUGUGCAAGGUGACUGUCACUGAGAUGGCAAAGUCGGCGGAGAGGGCUAUUGAUGGCUUGCGCAGUCGCUAUAACAUCUCGGCUACACUCGCUUAGUCGGCAGUUCAUGCUCGUGGUAACGCUCACUGAGUAGGCACGGUGCGCCGUUAUCUGCAUCAAGUGGGCUCAGCUGUUGAAUUCUUCGGCUUCACAGAAGGGGCACGCACAUCUGUACAUAACAGUUGAAUGACACAUCAUAUAGUUCUUAUGCUACGGUCUCAGUUUUAGAUAUGUCAAAAAAUCGAUUCUCGGGCUUCCGAUCCCUAGAACUUGCUUCUGAUUCGCGACGUUUCUUGUGCAUCCUGUAAGGUUCUACUGUCGGUGUAGCUCCUAGGAUGUGAACCUCGAAGGCUCGAAGGGUUGGGUCAGAUGUCUUCUGAAGAAUGUUCAAGAAUCGCUGUUCUCAGUUGGGAAGGGGCCAUCUUCUGCUAA
Molecule: messenger RNA, 1157 nt
Organism: Panicum virgatum (switchgrass)
Lineage: Eukaryota; Viridiplantae; Streptophyta; Magnoliopsida; Poales; Poaceae
Exons: 5
Coding region: 144-782 (212 amino acids)
Source: RefSeq, a predicted model, not a curated record